Microdochium trichocladiopsis is the source of this 1296-nucleotide messenger RNA. RefSeq lists its product as uncharacterized. Lineage: Eukaryota; Fungi; Ascomycota; Sordariomycetes; Xylariales; Microdochiaceae. The record is from RefSeq and is a predicted model, not a curated record. The transcript is spliced from 3 exons. Bases 1 to 1296 code for a protein of 431 amino acids.
AUGGCUAGAUUCACCAUCAUCCAGGCACUGGCGGCCGCAGUCGCGGUUGCCGGGAGCGCUGCUGCGCUGGGCCCUCGCCAUGGCGGACAACACAUGUGCGCCCGUGACAAGUGUCUCAACGGGGUUUCUCGAGGUCCCCUGAGUCUGAAGGGAGAUCGCGCAGCAUCGGUGGCCAGCAAAGACUGUGCUUGGUUUCUCGACGUGACGGUGACGCCGUGUCCCGUGACCAUCACGGCCACAGUGACUGCUCUGCAGACGCCGGGCACUGUGACGGACGUUGUGACGCUGGUGGCGACCGAGACCGAGUUCCUUACGGAUGUCGUGACGGAGGUGACCACCACCACACCCGUGACGACCGAGAUCACCAGCGAGACGUCGGUGUCGACAGUGACCGAGUUGUCGUCCUCGACCGAGACCAUCGUCUCUGUCUCGACCACGACGACGACCACGUCCACGACCACCGUGAGCAGCGUGCCCCUGAAGCGUGCCGUGCCCACCAGUGCCGGGAGAGCAAACUGCCCGGCGUCGUCGACCAAGCCCGUAACGAGCAUCCCCUGCUACGCGCCCUGUGGGAAAACGGCCGCCGCAUACUCGUCGGCGUGCAGCUGCCUGGGUGUCAAGGGCACGACCACGACGCUGCCCGCCUCCACCGUCAAGGUGACCGUCACGGCGACGGCGUCAGUCCCGGCCGUCACGGCGACACAAACCACCAGCCAGACCACGCUCGACGAGUCGGUGACGACGACGACGACGCAGCUCACCCUCACCGCCGCCACACCUUCCACGACCACGACAACAACCACGCUCCCCAGCACCACCACAACCACCACCACCCUCGUCCAGACCACCUUCACCCAGACAACCACCACCACCACCAUCACCGCCCUCACCGUCCUCCCCACCUCCUGCAACCUGCGCCUCCAGGUCGCCAGCGGCGGCACCUACACCGGUCAGUACGCCACAAACUACCGCGACGCUCGCAACCCCCUCGCUCUCACGCCCGACCAGGGCGACGCCGCCGUCCUCCACCAGGAAUACGCCACCGGCUACCUCCGCGACGGCGACAGCAACAUCGGCUCCACGAGGGGCACCCUCCCCGCCAACAUCUUCUUCGGGCCCCUCUCCGACACCUCCCUCUCGCCCCUCGUCUGCCAGCGCGGCGCCGCGCUCAGCUGCCGCAACGACGUCGGCGGCAUCGUCUUCAUGGUCUGCCCCAACGAGGACAGCCAGCUGCGCUUCGGAGCCGAGGUCUCGCCCAACUGCCAGGAGAUCAGCUUCGUCAAGGUCUGUGUCUAA